This is a messenger RNA of Nezara viridula (southern green stink bug), 1311 nucleotides long. The record is from the annotation of a GenBank genome assembly. Lineage: Eukaryota; Metazoa; Arthropoda; Insecta; Hemiptera; Pentatomidae.
CUUCUUCAAGUUCCGACAAUUACUUAAUCAUUUUAAGAUAAAUGUGAGAUAUUUACUGUAAAAUUUAUUAAUCUCGUGUAUUCCAAUUUUAGACAAUAUACCCUGAAUAAGAAAUCGAAUUAUAGAUUUACCUUUUUACUAAUUUUAAAGUUGCCUGUAAGCUAUACUAUAGUAGUAAAUUAUUUUAAAAAAUGAUUUCGAGACAGAUAAGCAGAUUUUUUCACAACACUUCUCUUUUAUGGAACGUUAACAAGUCAGAUUUAGCUAAGCUACGCAAAAAAACUGGUUAUACAUUCGCAAAUUGUAAAAAGGCCCUUGAAUUGAAUAAUAAUGUGGAAGAAGCCGAAAAAUGGUUAAAAGAACAAGCUCAAAGCCUUGGAUGGUCCAAAGCGAGCAAACUGGAAGGAAGAAAGACAUCCCAGGGUUUGGUUGGUCUUUUAGUUAAAGAAAAUCGUGCAGUUAUGCUAGAAAUAAAUUGUGAAACAGAUUUUGUAGCAAGAAAUAAAAAAUUCAAAUCAUUUGUUGAUCUUUCUGUGAAUUCGUGCUUUCAUGAAGUAUCAAAGAUUAAUACUGGAUCAGAAUUGAAGAAGGUAACAGUUGCUGGUGAAGAAUUAAAGACCCUGCCAACUCCUGAAGGCAAAAGCCUUUCGGAUUUGUCUGCACUCACUAUAUCAGAAUUGGGUGAAAAUAUAAAUUUGAGGAGGGCAAUUUACGUUACCUGCCCGGAAGGCAUACAGCUCGCCUCAUACGCUCAUCCUAAUAAUAAUAAUACUACAAAUGUUCUAACUGGAAAAUAUGGUGCAAUAAUAGCCUAUGUUGCUGAUUCCUACGAUGCUCAAAGGCAGGAGUGGGCUAUGCAGUUAUGUCAGCAUGUUGUUGGGAUGAAUCCAAAAACAGUUGGAAUCAUGGGAGAAGAUGAACCAGCUGUGGAUAAGGAUGAUGAAUUAACUAUGAUUCAUCAAGAAUUUCUUCUGGAUCCGGAGCUCACUGUGAGCCAGUUUCUCGCUAAUUCUGGCAUAAAAAUUGUUGACUUUGUCAGGAUUGAAUGCGGGGAACCUCUAGAGGCUGUCGAGGAACCAGUUCCAAUAAAAGCUGUAGGAUGAAUAGUGUUUAAAAAUAAAUAUUUAAUGUUAUCGUUAAUUAAGUUGUUUUUUAGAUGUAUAUGUUACCUGUUACUAAAAGAUUUCUUCUUAAAACAUAUGUCUUUAAAAAUGAUUAUUUAUUAUUUUGAAUAAUUUUUUCUUGUACAGAUUUUUGUUGAUUUUUAAAAAUAAAAACUGAAAAUAUAUAAUUAUUGAUUAAUUUGUUUUU